Messenger RNA from Mesorhabditis spiculigera, 1032 nucleotides. NCBI's taxonomy places the organism in Eukaryota, Metazoa, Nematoda, Chromadorea, Rhabditida, Rhabditidae. The record is from the annotation of a GenBank genome assembly.
AUGUGUCGGGAACGAGCCGAUGCCGUGCUGACGAUCGACACAUUUCUUCGAUCAAUUCAAGAUGUCGACAAGCGGAUACGAGAUAUUAAUAAACAGGUCGACAAAUUGCAACGAUUUUGCGAUCAAACCGAGCAGGCGAUCACCCACUUGGAUGGACUGUGCAUGGUGGCGACGGCUGAAUCCGAGGUGGAGCUGAUCCAGGAUCGAGCCCGAGUCAUCUCCAGCUUGGCCCCUCCUACCACACCGCCACCCAGCGUUUUUCCAUGUGAGUUUAACUUUUCCAAUGAGCUUUCUCACUACCGUACUCCUUUCCCCUACACACCAGCCGUCCAAGCCUCGGAUACGGUACGCGCGCAGCAAGAGGAGGUGAUGCUCGAGGAAUUCCUCUCAAAACCAAUGCGCCCCUACCUCGACCAAUUCUGCCAGCUGCCCAAUCAGGGAUACAUUGUGUGCAUCAUUGGACCGAUGUUCAGCGGGAAAACGACCGAGCUGAUCCGAAUCCACGACCGUUACAAGAUUGCCAAGAAGAAGUGUGUGUUGGUGAAAUAUGAUGGGGAUAUGCGAUACGAUGCACACCACAUUACCACCCAUCAACAACAAAAAGCCCUGGGAUGUACCGUAGUUGCCCAUCGACUGGCCGACGUACGCGAGACGCUCUUUGACGAGGACGUCGAAGUUGUGGCGAUCGAUGAGGGGCAAUUCUACGACGACCUGGCCUCUACCUGUGAACAGCUUGCUGCCGAUGGGAAGAUUGUCAUCGUCGCGGCCCUCAAUGGAGAUUUCAUGAGACGGCCGUUCGCCGAGGUGUCCAAGCUGAUAUCGUUCUCCAACGACGUCCGGAAUCUGUCGGCUGUUUGCAUGCGCUGUGGCACGGAUGCAUCAUACACAUUCAGGAACACCAAAGAAACACAGGUCGAAGUCAUCGGCGGCUCCGACACGUAUCAAGCUCUCUGCCGUGCCUGCUAUUAUGCAUCUUCAAUUGCUAAGUGCCACGACACGUGCUCCAAGCCCAACCGCCGCACCUGCAAUGGA